Molecule: messenger RNA, 623 nt
Organism: Postia placenta MAD-698-R-SB12
Lineage: Eukaryota; Fungi; Basidiomycota; Agaricomycetes; Polyporales; Adustoporiaceae
Exons: 5
Coding region: 62-484 (140 amino acids)
Cellular component (GO): nucleosome
Molecular function (GO): structural constituent of chromatin; DNA binding; protein heterodimerization activity
Source: RefSeq, a predicted model, not a curated record
UUUGCCUCCCCCACCACUACACCUCGUCCUUUUUGUCUUGUAACAUCUACAGCUUUUGAAAAUGUCUGGCAAGGGUAAAGCUGGCAAGUCUUCCUCUGGUAAGGCUGGAGGUGAACCGGGCAAGUCGCAGUCGCGUUCGGCAAAGGCUGGUCUCCAGUUCCCGGUCGGUCGUGUCCACCGUCUCUUGAAGAAGGGCAACUACGCACAGCGUGUGGGAGCAGGUGCUCCUGUUUAUCUCGCUGCUGUUCUUGAAUACCUUGCUGCUGAGAUCCUCGAACUUGCGGGUAACGCUGCUCGGGAUAACAAGAAGCAGCGUAUUGUUCCCCGUCACCUGCAACUUGCCAUUCGUAACGAUGAGGAGCUUAACAAGUUGCUCGGCGAUGUCGUCAUCAGCCAAGGUGGUGUCGUACCCUUCAUCCUUCCCGAACUCCUGCCGUCGAAAUCCAACAAGGGCAAGAAGGAGGGCGCCUCACAGGAGGUGUAGAUUGUUCGGACCCGCUUUCUCUGUCACGUCAGGAUUGUAUUUCUGUACUCGUUAUGUGUCGUAUUGUGCUCCCUAAUUGCAUCCCCUAGUGUAUUUUACUUGUCACUGGAGUGAAGAUUCGUGUUGAUUUAGUGUCGAC